AUGCUCGUUGGCUACGUUGAGAGCUGGGAUCAGCUUGCAGGCAAAGGUGUCAUUGCGGAAUUGGACCUCAGCGGUCCUCUAAAUGAGGAUGCCCCUCGUUUCACUGUCGGUCUUGAGGACUUGGACCUUGCGGGGCACUCGGAGUUGCGACGCGGCCGCUACGUGCGUUUCUGUCUCGAAUCUGGUGAUCGCACUGCUGCGCGGCGUGUCAUCAUUGACCGCGGCGCGGAGAGGAAGCGUGCGGCGCAGUUGUCGGCUGCUGCGGAGGACCAGGUGGAUGGGAAUGAUGGACGUCAAUACGGCACCGUGCGGGAGGUUGUGGAGGGUCGAUUUGGGUUUAUUCUUCUCGACGAGACGGGCGAGUCCGUCUUCUUUCACAUGAGCAACGCCGAGGGUGGAGUGGUCAAGCAGGGCGACACCGUCUCCUUCAUCAUGCGUGAGGUGACG
Molecule: messenger RNA, 447 nt
Organism: Trypanosoma cruzi
Lineage: Eukaryota; Euglenozoa; Kinetoplastea; Trypanosomatida; Trypanosomatidae
Exons: 1
Source: RefSeq, a predicted model, not a curated record